Molecule: messenger RNA, 2522 nt
Organism: Metopolophium dirhodum (rose-grain aphid)
Lineage: Eukaryota; Metazoa; Arthropoda; Insecta; Hemiptera; Aphididae
Gene: mol
Product: dual oxidase maturation factor 1
Exons: 9
Coding region: 728-2035 (435 amino acids)
Biological process (GO): protein transport
Cellular component (GO): endoplasmic reticulum membrane
Source: RefSeq, a predicted model, not a curated record
UCGCGCACAUUGUCUCGCCGCGGUCUCGUCCGUCGUCGUUUCGUUUAGUAUAAUAAGUCCUCUGCUGCUCACCGACUCCACACUCACUGCAGUCAAUGUCGUUAUCACCAUCGUUUACCGCGCAUAAUAAAUUGUCGUCGCCAUACAACAUAAUAUAUUGUUCUCGUGUUAAUAAAUUGAGUAAUAUAUAACAAUACAGUGGCGCACGCGACCGGCAAACCGCGUCCGGCAGCCGACGAAGCCGCAUCAUUGCCAUCAGUAUCCGUUCGGUUACCGGUCCGCACGCACGCGCUCCCGAUUUGGUGACUCGCGUCCAGACGUCCGCGAAACGGUUAAAUUUUUUGUGAUAAAAAAAUUCGUUCGAUUUUAUCCCGCCGACGGAAUAAUAAAUAUUAUGUUCCGGUGCCAGCAGGACGCGGUAACGUUUAUCGUAUUAUAACAACAGUGCGAACCGCUUACCUAUGUAAAUUGCGCGUGUUUUCGAAUACGAAAAUUCGAAUUCAAGUCCGACCUUACCAUUUUUUUUUGCUUUUUUUCUACGUGAUGUGCGGCGCCGGUUAUUAUAAUAAUAUUAAUAUCGACAUUAAACCGUACUGAUCUCCGGAACUCGUCGCGUCGCAUCGCGCACAUAUUAAAUAUAAUUACACUAUAUUAUAAUAUUACUUUUAUAAUAUAGUCGUAUCAUAUAUUUCCGGACGAAACCUUUCCAACCACCGACCGCCACAGAAUGAAGUGGCUCAGGAGUGACGGAGGACCCAUGUUCUACGGUUAUAGCAACCGUACACCGGUCACAGGCGAUGUACAAAUGAUUACGACUUGUCUGGUCUUCGGCACGAUUUUCACAGCAUUUCUCAUCAUCUUCCCGGGAGUUCGUAAAGAAAGGUUCACCACCUUCACAACUGUCACCUUGAGUCUGUUCGUCGGAAACGUCAUAUUGUUGUCGAUAUUGGGUUCCAGUUGGCACGUGGCCGAGACAGUGAUCACGAGCGCUUACCGAGCUCUUUCCAAAGAACUGAUCACAGCGGAACUGGGUGCUUACGUCGGACUCGGUCACAUCAACAUAACCCUGUGCGCUAUGCCGUCCGACAACUCUUCGGUACCCUUGGAAGACAUCAGCUUCAACGAACGUUUCUCUUGGCUGGGGGCCCACGAAAUGGGCGAAAGUUACCAAGCCGCCUUGUACCGGGGCAUGCCCUUCCCCAUACUUACCGUAGCCGAAUACUUUAGCCUGGGCCAAGAAGGGUUUGCUUGGGGAGGUCAAUACAGAGCUGCGGGGUACUACGGAAGCAUAUUUUUAUGGACAGCGUUUGUGUUGUGGUUCCUGAUGAACGUUCUGCUGAUUGUUGUUCCGCGGUACGGGGCUUACACAAUGAUAGGCAUGGGAAGUUUUAUGGUCGGAGCCACAGUCGCCUAUCACAGCAUGCUUCCGUCGUCGCCUCUAGUCAUACGUUUUCAGGACGACAAGUUUUUACUGUUCAGGCUGGGCUGGUGUUUCUGGCUAACACUGUUCACCGGUCUGCUGUGCAUUUCCGUCGGGUUGAUAAUCGUGGCCAUCGACUGCGUGUAUCCGCACAAGUUCUCCACCAUUCUCGAGGUGGACUUCGACACGCCAUACGACCGGCACAUUAUCAUCGAGGACAGCAUCCACCGGAAGAAACGCGUCGGCAAUAAGAGCCUGGAAGAGCCCGAGGGCCUCGGCCGCAGGAUAUUAAGGCGACUGUCGUCCAAGAAAGACGACGAUGUCAACAACCACAUGAAACGCGCAGGCGCGGACAACCGUGGUUUCGAGUUGGACCCGGCCCCGCCAAAUUCGCCGUGGAGGUUCCCGUACAACAGGCCCGCGGCCCAGGGGGUGAAGUUCAACAGGACUAUAUCGCAGGACUCGAUGACUAGCCAAACGUCCAACUUGGCAGUCGCUUUCAACAACCGCGACAAGAGCAGACUGUCCAUAUUAAAAACGUCUUUGCCACCUAUAAGACCGGCGCCCGGACAAGCAAUAGUGGUAGAUAGAGCCAAAGAAGUGUCCAUGUGGUGAAACUUCACAAAAUAAUAUAAUUAUUAUAAAUGUGCCAAGCAAAACGAUUUGUGAAAAUUUUUUUGAAGUCUGAUCGUAUAGACAUAUAUAAAUAUACAUAUUAUGUACCAUAUUAUAUAUAUUACAAAAUGACAGUCAUAUAAAAUUGUAAUUAGUUGCUAUUAUACUAAUUAUGUUGGUUUUGUUAAGUGGAACUAGUGAAACGAAAAGCUUAAAAUUCUAGAUGUCAAACUUUGAUUAACUUAAUUUACGAUAAAGUACAUUAAUAUUUAUGCUACGAUGAUCAAAAAUAUGUAAAAAUUAGGGUUAUAAGUAUAUCAAGGAGAUGUGAAUGUAAUUAUUGUAAUGUUACCUAUAUUUAUUUAUUAAUAGUAUUAUAAAUUUAAUGAUAGUAAUCAUUUAAUUAGGCUAAUUUUUAAAUCAAAAACUUUUUUAUUGUGUAAAUUAUUAUUUUUGACAAAUAUAUUAUGUAUUUUUAUUUAUUUUA